This is a messenger RNA of Mytilinidion resinicola, 3431 nucleotides long. Its product is annotated as putative RNA interference and gene silencing protein. The transcript has 4 exons. Gene Ontology annotation, molecular function: RNA binding; protein binding. Lineage: Eukaryota; Fungi; Ascomycota; Dothideomycetes; Mytilinidiales; Mytilinidiaceae. The record is from RefSeq and is a predicted model, not a curated record. Bases 1 to 3042 code for a protein of 1013 amino acids.
AUGUCGGCGCCAGGCGGACGAGGAUUCGGAGGCAACCGCGGGACGAGCCGUGGAGGCCGUGGUUUUGGAGAUCGCGGGGGCUAUCGUGGCGGACGUGGGCCUGGUGGAGCUGGCCGCGGCGGUGGUGGUGGCCGCGGGCCUGUCCAGGAAGAGGUACAAAUCUACGUACCACCAGACAAAGUUAUCCCAGCGCCGGAUGCGCGCGUCGCAGAGGUUGAGGAUGCCAUCCAAAAAUCGGCGGGAGGUCCAGCUGCUCUUGCCGCACUGACUCUGACUGAGGGAUUCCCUCAUCGACCUGGCUAUGGUACCAGAGGCACCCCUGUGAAGCUGUGGGCCAACUAUGUCGAGAUGAUUCCUCCGCCGGAUCUCAUGCUGUAUCGAUACGAUAUAGCUGUAUCGCCAAGCGCCGCAGGUAAGAAGUUGACUCAGAUUGUGCGUCUCCUGUUAGAAACAGAAGCGUUGGCCCAAUUCCGCUCGGACUUGAUCACAGACUUCAAAUCUACUCUGCUAUCGUGCCGUAAGUUGGAGAGCGACGAAUUUCUGGUCCGAAUCAGAUACCGUGCUGAAGAUCAGGACGAACCCCGGGAGGAAGCCACUCAGUACCAGGCCCGGGUUCGAUACACAAAUGCCCUGUCUACCGCUCAGCUCGUGGACUAUUUGGAGUCCACUAACCUGUCACAACCUCUUGAUGACAUGCAGCCUCUCGUCCAGGGCUUGAAUAUAUUCCUGAACCAUUACGCAAAAUCAACUGGGGCCUUGGCGACGAUAGGCGCCAGCAAGACCUUCUCUCUCGGCCCUUCAGCCGCCAAAUGGGAUCUAGGCGCCGGCCUAACCGCCUUACGAGGCUACUUCACUAGUGUCCGACUUGCAACCUGUCGAAUCUUGGUCAACGUGAACGUCAGCCAUGGAGCUUUUUAUGAAGCAAUACCACUCGAGCAGUUGAUAUCGAAGUAUGGAGCUGCUCAUAAUUACAACAAGGGCAGAUUGGAAAAGUUCUUUGGGAAACUCCGGAUUCGAACAACUCAUCUGCCGGAAAAGAAGAACAAAGCAGGGCAAAUCGUCCAUAGGGUGAAGACUAUCUUUGGACUUGCCAACAAAAAUGACGGUCACGGUCUCGCUCAUCCACCGAGGGUAAGUGAGUACGGGGCUGGUCCAAAGGAUGUGGAAUUCUGGCUUGACAAUCCGUCUCAAUCGAGCAGUUCAUCAAUAGCUGCCAAAGGUGGCGGUAAGAAGAAGGGGAAAACGGGAGGUCCUAGCGGAGCCCCAAAGCCGGCCUUGGGUGGCCGAUACAUCAGCGUAUACGACUUUUUCUUGCAGACUUACAACAUUGCCGUUGCCAAUCCGAGAGUUCCAGUGGUCAAUGUGGGCAAUAGAGCCAACCCAACCUACCUCCCCGCUCAAGUUUGCCAUGUCAUGCCUGGACAGAAUUCGAAGUCGAAACUUGAUGCCGGCCAAACCCAACAAAUGAUACGGUUUGCGGUAAGGCGACCAGGGGAUAAUGCUACUUCGAUUGUUCAAGAAGGAUUGGAGACUGCCGGCCUUUCUCCCCGCACUAAUGCCCUUCUGACUGACUUCAAUUUUUCGGUCCCGCCAAAGUUGAUCACCGUUACGGGACGCGUUCUUAUCGAACCUAAAGUCAAUUACAAACAAAAGACCGCUUCAGUACGUUUGGGCAGCUGGAAUAUGGUGAAUUUCAAAUUCAACACUGCCGGGUCUCUGAAGAAUUGGUCGUAUGUCAUGGUUUCAACACCUGGGAAGAGGGAUGCAUUCGAUGAGCAAGGCUUGACUGAAGUGAUUGGGAAGUUCCAUCGCACGCUGCUGGAUGUGGGUAUCACUGCAAGCCAACCAGUCAAAGGCAAAAGAAUAUCGAUAACCGGACCCGACGACCCUCAGCUUGAAAAUACCAUCAAAAGCGCUGCUAAUGCCAAGUUCGCCUUGUUGUUCAUUGUUCUCCCGAGCGACAAUGCUUCAGAAUAUUACCGGAUCAAGCAGUACGCCGACGUCAAAUACGGAAUCCACACAAUCUGCAGCUUUGGGGACAAGCUUGCCAAAGAGAGAGGCCAGGAUCAGUACUUCAAGAAUGUUGCGCUGAAGUUCAACCUGAAGCUCGGUGGAAUCAACCAACUUGUAGACAAUUCUCGGCUUGGCAUCAUCAACGCGGACAAGACCAUGGUUGUGGGGAUCGACGUCACACAUCCAUCUCCAGGCUCCACGUCCAACGCACCAAGCGUGGCUGGCAUGGUCGCCAGCGUGGACAGAUGGCUCGGUCAAUGGCCCGCCGUGCUGCGCAUCCAAGGCCAGGCCCGCGACGAAAUGGUCACGGACUUGGGCGACAUGCUGAAAUCACGGCUCAAACUCUGGAAGGAGAAAGGAAAGCACCCGGCCUUCCCCGAAAACAUCCUCAUCUACCGCGACGGCGUAUCCGAAGGCCAGUACAGCAAAGUCAUGAAUGAGGAACUGCCCCUCCUCCGCAGCGCAUGCAAAGACGUCUACCCAGUCCCCGACCAGAAGAAGGGCCUCCCAAACAUCACCAUCAUCGUAGUCGGCAAGCGGCACCACACGCGCUUCUACCCCACGCAAUUGGAGCAGUCCGACAAACUGAACCCAAAGCCGGGCACAGUCGUUGAUCGGGGCGUGACCAUGGCCCGCAACUGGGAUUUCUUCCUGCAGCCACACUCGGCGUUGCAGGGUACCGCGCGCCCGGCCCACUACUAUAUCGUGCUGGACGAGAUCUUCACCCGCCACUACAAGACCGCCGUCCCGGCUCCGUUCAAGAAUGUCGCGGAUGUGCUGGAGGAUCUGACGCACACCAUGUGCUAUCUGUACGGCCGGGCGACCAAGGCAGUGAGCUUGUGUCCGCCGGCGUACUAUGCCGACAUCGUGUGCGAGCGGGCUCGCUGCUAUCUGAAUGAUGUGUUCGACACGCCGACGCAUUCGGCGGCGCCGUCGGUUGCGGGGAGCGCUCAGGGGAGGGAGUCGCUGGUGGGGAAUGAGGAUGUGUUGAUCCACCCCAAGUUGCGGGAUAGUAUGUUCUAUAUUUGAGCUCUCCCCUUAGUAUACUAUCACUAAGCCCCUCUCAUUCGAUAUCAUACUAACCGAGCUGGAUUUUGGUUGGGAGAGUGGUCCCGACGUGGCCCUCGGACGCUCCUUUUUCGGGCUGGUUCAGGCUGUUUUAGGAUAGACUGGUUUACAAAUCCACCACACGUGACUUUACGUAGAGUGAUAUUUUCUAUACAGUGAUAAACCCUUAGUCACGAACCCGUAUCACUCACUAUACGAAGGCUUUACUGUAUCGACUACAAGGUCAUCCUGGCGGGGUGAGAAUCGAGGGUUUUCAGCGGCACAUCCGGCUUUGGCGUGACGGUUGACUCAGCGGAUGCAGAUUGCUGAGCACCUUCGUAUGAAUUCAGAAUCUCGUCAAAGAGCUCGCU